AUUCCUGCGCGGGCGGGAGCUGCGGGCGCUCGGGGCAUAAGGCGAGGACGCACCGGCAUUAAUGGAAUAGGAGAACUCCCGAAGCUUUUAGGGCCCUGGGAAAGGGGGCGUGGCUGGAAACGGAGCUACUGGCUUCGGAGAAUUCUGUGACCCUCACCGCCGCGACGACCCCGAGGAAACGCUGUCAGGUCGCCUUUGGUUGGCAAGGCGUGGUUGUCCUCGCUGUCCCGCGCCUCGGCGGAAUGGGCACCUCACUAGCCCUGGCACUAGCUAGCAUCGCUCUAAACUCAAGAGGCCUGAAUAUUUGGACAAGAUGGCAGAUUCAUCAUCAUCUUCCUUCUUUCCUGAUUUUGGGCUGCUAUUGUAUUUGGAGGAGCUAAACAAAGAGGAAUUAAAUACAUUCAAGUUAUUCCUAAAGGAGACCAUGGAACCUGAGCAUGGCCUGACACCCUGGACUGAAGUGAAGAAGGCCAGGCGGGAGGACCUGGCCAAUUUGAUGAAGAAAUAUUAUCCAGGAGAGAAAGCCUGGAGUGUGUCUCUCAAAAUCUUUGGCAAGAUGAACCUGAAGGAUCUGUGUGAGAGAGCGAAAGAAGAGAUCAACUGGUCGGCCCAGACUAUAGGACCAGAUGAUGCCAAGGCUGGAGAGACACAAGAAGAUCAGGAGGCAGUGCUGGGUGAUGGAACAGAAUACAGAAUUAGAAUAAAGGAAAAAUUUUGCAUCACUUGGGACAAGAAGUCUUUGGCUGGAAAGCCUGAAGAUUUCCAUCAUGGAAUUGCAGAGAAAGAUAGAAAACUGUUGGAACACUUGUUUGAUGUGGAUGUCAAAACCGGUGAACAGCCACAGAUUGUGGUGCUUCAGGGAGCUGCUGGAGUUGGGAAAACAACCUUGGUGAGAAAGGCAGUGUUAGAUUGGGCAGAGGGCAAUCUCUACCAGCAGAGGUUUAAGUAUGUUUUUUAUCUCAAUGGGAGAGAAAUUAACAAGCUGAAAGAGAGAAGCUUUGCUCAAUUGAUAUCAAAGGACUGGCCCAGCACAGAAGGCCCCAUUGAAGAAAUCAUAUCCCAGCCAAGUAGCCUCUUGUUUAUUAUUGACAGUUUCGAUGAACUGAACUUUGCCUUUGAAGAACCUGAGUUUGCACUGUGCGAAGACUGUACCCAAGAACACCCAGUGUCCUUCCUCAUGAGUAGUUUGCUGAGGAAAGUGAUGCUCCCUGAGGCAUCCUUAUUGGUGACAACAAGACUCACAACUUCUAAGAGACUAAAGCAGUUGUUGAAGAAUCACCAUUAUGUAGAGCUACUAGGAAUGUCUGAGGAUGCAAGAGAGGAGUAUAUUUACCAGUUUUUUGAAGAUAAGAGGUGGGCCAUGAAAGUAUUCAGUUCACUAAAAAGCAAUGAGAUGGUGUUUAGCAUGUGCCAAGUCCCCCUAGUGUGCUGGGCCACUUGUACUUGUCUGAAGCAGCAAAUGGAGAAGGGUGGUGAUGUCACAUUGACCUGCCAAACAACCACGGCUCUGUUUACCUGCUAUAUUUCUAGCUUGUUCACACCAGUAGAUGGAGGCUCUCCUAGUCUACCCAACCAAGCCCAGCUGAGAAGACUGUGCCAAGUCGCUGCCAAAGGAAUAUGGACUAUGACUUAUGUGUUUUACAGAGAAAAUCUCAGAAGGCUUGGGUUAACUAAAUCUGAUGUCUCUAGUUUUAUGGACAGCAAUAUUAUUCAGAAGGACGCAGAGUAUGAAAACUGCUAUGUGUUCACCCACCUUCAUGUUCAGGAGUUUUUUGCAGCUAUGUUCUAUAUGUUGAAAGGCAGUUGGGAAGCUGGGAACCCUUCCUGCCAGCCUUUUGAAGAUUUGAAGUCAUUACUUCAAAGCACAAGUUAUAAAGAUCCCCAUUUGACACAGAUGAAGUGCUUUUUGUUUGGCCUUUUGAAUGAAGAUCGAGUAAAACAACUGGAGAGGACUUUUAACUGUAAAAUGUCACUGAAGAUAAAAUCAAAGUUACUUCAGUGUAUGGAAGUAUUAGGAAACAGUGACUAUUCUCCAUCACAGCUGGGAUUUCUGGAGUUGUUUCACUGUCUGUAUGAGACUCAAGAUAAAGCGUUUAUAAGCCAGGCAAUGAGAUGUUUCCCAAAGGUUGCCAUUAAUAUUUGUGAGAAAAUACAUUUGCUUGUAUCUUCUUUCUGCCUUAAGCACUGCCGGUGUUUGCGGACCAUCAGGCUGUCUGUAACUGUGGUAUUUGAGAAGAAGAUAUUAAAAACAAGCCUCCCAGCUAACACUUGGGAUGGUGAUCGCAUUACUCACUGUUGGCAAGAUCUCUGUUCUGUGCUUCAUACAAAUGAACACUUGAGAGAAUUGGACCUGUGCCAUAGCAACCUUGAUAAAUCAGCAAUGAAUAUCCUGCAUCAUGAACUAAGGCACCCAAACUGUAAACUACAAAAGCUACUGUUGAAAUUUAUCACUUUCCCUGAUGGUUGUCAGGAUAUCUCUACUUCUUUAAUUCAUAACAAGAAUCUGAUGCAUCUUGACCUAAAAGGGAGUGAUAUAGGGGAUAAUGGAGUAAAGUCAUUGUGUGAAGCCUUGAAACACCCAGAGUGUAAACUACAGACUCUCAGGCUGGAAUCUUGCAACCUAACUGUAUUUUGUUGUCUAAAUAUAUCUAAUGCUCUCAUCAGAAGCCAGAGCCUGAUAUUUCUGAAUCUGUCAACCAAUAAUCUGUUGGAUGAUGGAGUGCAGCUUUUGUGUGAGGCCUUAAGACAUCCAAAGUGUUAUCUAGAGAGACUGUCCUUAGAAAGCUGUGGUCUCACAGAGGCUGGCUGUGAGUAUCUUUCUUUGGCUCUCAUCAGCAAUAAAAGACUGACACAUUUGUGCUUGGCAGACAAUGUCUUGGGUGAUGGUGGAGUAAAGCUUAUGAGUGAUGCCCUGCAACAUGCACAAUGUACUCUGAAGAGCCUUGUGCUGAGGCGUUGCCAUUUCACAUCACUUAGCAGUGAAUAUCUGUCAACUUCUCUUCUACACAACAAAAGCCUGACGCAUCUGGAUCUAGGAUCAAACUGGCUACAAGACAAUGGAGUGAAGCUUCUGUGUGAUGUCUUUCGGCAUCCAAGCUGUAAUCUUCAGGACUUGGAAUUGAUGGGCUGUGUUCUCACUAAUGCAUGUUGUCUGGAUCUGGCUUCUGUUAUUCUGAAUAACCCAAACCUGAGGAGCCUGGACCUUGGGAACAACGAUUUGCAGGAUGAUGGAGUGAAAAUUCUGUGUGAUGCUUUGAGAUAUCCAAACUGUAACAUUCAGAGGCUCGGGUUGGAAUACUGUGGUUUGACAUCUCUCUGCUGUCAAGAUCUCUCCUCUGCUCUUAUCUGCAACAAAAGAUUGAUAAAAAUGAAUCUGACACAGAAUACCUUAGGAUAUGAAGGAAUUGUGAAAUUAUAUAAAGUCUUGAAGUCUCCUAAGUGUAAACUACAAGUUCUAGGGUUGUGCAAAGAGGCAUUUGAUGAGGAAGCCCAGAAGCUGCUGGAAGCUGUGGGAGUUAGCAAUCCACACUUAAUCAUUAAGCCAGAUUGUAACUAUCAUAAUGAAGUAGAUGUGUCUUGGUGGCGGUGUUUCUGAUUUGAAGAAACUGACAUUCCUUUACAAAUAUAAAUAUAAAUACAUACAUACAUAGAUAUAUACCCAGACUUGGGUGCUUAGCUUCAGAUACUCUAUGCCCAGAGAUAGUGCACUUGGCAGCUGUCAGAUACCAUUCAUCUACUUCUCUGUAAAAUGUCUGUUCUACUUCACACAGUGUUCGAGAGGCUAAAAUAAAAUGAAAAGCAUAAAACUCUCUGAAAAGUAUGUUUUUAAUUGGAUACAGAGCUUAAGAAUGCAGGUAAGGGAAGCCUGGAUAUGAGGCUAGAGGAUGCGGACAGGGAAGAUCAGUUAAAAUGCCUUGUUUUUUCCUUACUUCCACUGACAUGGCUUAGUUCACAGCCCUGCUAUCUCUGGCACCUUGUAUUAAAAUGUGUCUCCAUAUGUGUUCUUGGGAUCACCAGUGUCAAGAUCACUUGGGUAUCUGUCUUAAAAUGGAGAUUCCUGAACCCCACACUAGACUUACCAAAUCAGAAUGUCUGGGUAAGGGUCCUUAGCAACCAGCAUUUUUGAUAAUUUCCCAGGCAAAUUCUUAAGUAUACUAAUAGUUGAGAAUCACUAGUUUCAAUAGAAAUGGGAGUCUACUUCUACAAUGAACACUUUCUAUAGCUUAUUGUAAAGAUAAGGAGGAUUAAUUUCCUUUAAGGGAAUAUAAGGUUAUUUGGGCUAGAGCUGGAAACAGAUUCUUUCAUUUGGCAAGAGCAUGACACAAUAAAUUUUGUGUGUGUGUGUGAAAGACUGUUCUGGUUAUUUAUUGAUCAUGUAACAAACUAUCCCAAAACUUGGUGGCUUAAAACAAUAAUGAUUUUAUUAAAUCUCAUAACUUGGAUUGGAAUUCAGAAAGGGCCCAGCUGAGCAUUUCUUAUACUCCACGUGGUAUCACUUGGGGUCCCUUGGUGGUAUUCACCUGGCAGCCAGAUUGCUCUGGAGGCCCCAGAUAACUUGUACAUGUCUGCUGCCUUGGCAGGGAUGGCUGAAAGGCUGGGAUGAGCCAGACCCCUUUUCCUGUUAUCAGCUGGAAGUCUAGUGGUUCUCAGCAAUUUUGAUCCUUGCCCCCUCAGAGGAAAGAAUUCAACUGAGAGGCAGAAGUAGGUUUAAAGCAGAGGCAAAGUUUAUUAAAGAAAGCAAAGUACACUUGGAAGAAAUCAAGCAGGCCACCUGAGAGAUUCAAGUGUCUCUCUUGAUCCUUGGUUUGAGACUUUAUACAUUGACUCAUCUUCCAGGCUCUUCUCCUCUGUUGAUCCCUCCCUUGGGUGGGUUGUUGCUUGAUUACCUGUGUGCAGUGGCCUGCCAGCACUUGUGAGAGGCCCCGUGCACGGUGUGUUUACUGAAGUUGUAUGCAUGCUCCCUUGGGAUGAUUUUUCCUUACUGGUCGAGCUCCCCCAGAGGAAGGUCAUAUACAGGUCAAAGUCCACCAUCUUGCUCCCCUUUGCACAAACUUGAAACUUUAUCAGGGAUUGUGGUUUGCUGACUCCAGGUGUUUUCUAUCUGUUGGAGGAGUCCUUUCCUUCCUGGUGGCAGUUGUGGCCACUUAUUGUCUCAGAGAGAUAGUUUUAUGCUCACCUGUCCUUCACCUGAUGAGAGCCAGACAUCUCUGGGGGCCCUCCCUUGUCCUGUUCAUUAUCUCAGAGGAAAAGGUUUACGAGUGCUUGACUGUGGCUCAAGAAUUGCUUGGCAUUCCUGGGGGCCCUCUCUCCUGCCCUGCUCUCAUAUCUGUCUAACUACUUACUCUAACAUUGCUUGUAGUCUUAGGGCCUCUCCAUGUGGUUUCUGCAGUGUGGGGAUUCAGGAUUUGAAAGGGCCAAGAGGAAGCUGCCAUUUAUCUUAAAAGCUAGGCCCAGAACUGGCAUAAAGUCACUUCCAUAAUCCUCUAUUAGUGAAAAUAGUACAGGCCAGCUCAGAUUCUAGGACAAUCAAUUGUUGAUGGGAGUAGUGUCAAAGAAUUUGUGACCUUCCUUAGUUCACCACAAACUUAAUGUUUUUCUCCUUGUCUAUGGGAGAAAAUAAAGCCUUUUAACUUAUUGUAAGGCAAAAACCAACACUUUUUCUUUGAUAAGACUGUCAAUUCCCAUGCAGUUCUGGUCACCAAAAUGUGUGGGUUUUUACCACACCAAGCAAUUUUCCAACACCAGCUGGGUGUCCUAUAAUUCAAUUCUAUUCUGAUAUUAUCAUCCUGGAGGUAGCAUUGUAUCCCACAGGUGAGGAUCUCAGUCCCACAAGACUCUCCCCUAUUUGAAGUACCAAUUGCAAGUCCCAGGUUGUGACCUGUUCUUCUGACAAACUGGCCAUAAGUCAGGGUUCCCACAACUCUCUUUUCCUUGGGUUCCAUAAUUUGCUAGGAUGGCUCACAGAACUCAGGGAAGUACUUUGCUUAUGUUUACCCAUUUAUUAUAAGAGAAUAUUUCAAAUGAUACAAAUGAACAGCCAUAUGAAAGAGACACAUAGGGUGAGGUUCGGAAGGUUCUAUCCCUGUGCAUUUGGCUUGUGCUACCUUCUCAGCACAUGGAUGUGUUUAGCAACCAGGGAGCUCUCUGAAUCCCAUCUUUUUGUGGAAGCUUCAUUAGGUAGGCAUGAUUGAUUAAGUCACUGGCCAUUGUCAUAAACUCAACCUUCAGCAUCCCCUUGCUUCUUUGGAGGUCAGGAUGGGGAGUGCUGAAAAUUCCAACCCUUUAAUCACAUGGUUGGUUCUCCUAGCAACCAGCCCCCAUCCUGAAACUAUCCAGGAGCCUCCAGCUACCAGCCAUCUCAUUAGCAUACAAAAACACUUAUUGCUUCAAAUAUUCCCAAAGUUUUAGGACCUGUGUGCCUUGAAAGGGGCCAGGAAAUCACACUCGUAUAAUAUCCCCUGAGUCAUUGUGGAGGACUGGAGAACAGACCUUGGCAGUCAGAGGGGGCAAAUGGUUUUCGUGAAAAUUUGCAAGUAAUGUUACUGGUGCUGAUAUCCACACAAAACAGUAAUACUGCUGCUCACAUUUGGCAUAGGUGAUACAUAGAGAGGUGGCUUUACUGAGGUUGAUUCCCAGUGAGGACAGUCUUGCUAGUUAGAGGAAGCUAACCGGGGCUAUUAUAACAAACACAGAAAAGAAAGUAUACACCAAAGUGGUGACACCUCUUUCACAUGAUAGCCUUGGGCUGCAGUCAUCGUCUCAUCCUUCACAGACAACAGGAUUUCCAAGCUGCCCAAGGAAAACUCCAACAAAGAACAAUGAUCCUUAGGUCAUGCAGACCUCCUUGAUGGCACCCAGAAGUUUGAUCACCCUAGAGAUGCAGAUAGCUUUGAUCAUCGGGGAUCUCCCCUCCUGCACGUCUACCUUAUUCAUAAAAGCCCACAGUUAUGUUCGAAGGCAGGUCAAAUUUGAGAGCUCAUCUCUCCUGCCCUCUCACUUUAGCCAAAUUGAAUAAACUUUUAUCUGCUCCUAAGG
Molecule: messenger RNA, 7035 nt
Organism: Pan troglodytes (chimpanzee)
Lineage: Eukaryota; Metazoa; Chordata; Mammalia; Primates; Hominidae
Gene: NLRP14
Product: NLR family pyrin domain containing 14
Exons: 13
Coding region: 314-3595 (1093 amino acids)
Biological process (GO): regulation of inflammatory response
Cellular component (GO): cytoplasm
Molecular function (GO): protein binding
Source: RefSeq, a predicted model, not a curated record